This is a messenger RNA of Terrapene triunguis (Three-toed box turtle), 2628 nucleotides long. RefSeq names its product mitogen-activated protein kinase 11 (gene MAPK11). Lineage: Eukaryota; Metazoa; Chordata; Testudines; Emydidae. The transcript is spliced from 12 exons. Gene Ontology annotation, cellular component: nucleus; cytoplasm. Gene Ontology annotation, biological process: protein phosphorylation; intracellular signal transduction. Gene Ontology annotation, molecular function: MAP kinase activity; ATP binding. The record is from RefSeq and is a predicted model, not a curated record. Bases 82 to 1167 code for a protein of 361 amino acids.
GCCCGCCCGGUGGUGGCUCGGGCGGCUCUUUCCAGCUGGAGCACUCUGGCUGCUGAGCCGCUGCUGCGGCUGCUCCGGAAAAUGUCCGAGCGAGGCGGCUUCUACAAGCAGGAAUUGAACAAGACGGUGUGGGAGGUUCCCCAGCGCUACCAGAACCUGACCCCGGUGGGCUCCGGAGCCUACGGCUCUGUGUGUUCAACUUAUGAUACCAAAACAAGACAGAAGGUGGCAGUAAAAAAGCUUUCAAGACCUUUUCAGUCACUUAUUCAUGCAAGAAGAACCUAUCGAGAGCUUAGGUUGCUUAAGCACAUGAAACAUGAAAAUGUUAUAGGAUUACUAGAUGUUUUUACACCAGCAACUUCAAUAGAAAAUUUUAAUGAAGUGUAUCUUGUGACAAAUUUAAUGGGUGCUGACUUGAAUAACAUUGUAAAGUGCCAGAAGCUAACAGAUGACCAUAUACAGUUUCUCAUCUACCAGUUACUUAGAGGUCUUAAGUAUAUUCACUCAGCUGGAAUCAUCCACCGGGACUUGAAACCCAGUAACCUAGCUGUAAAUGAAGACUGUGAAUUAAGGAUUUUAGACUUUGGUUUAGCCCGACAAACUGAUGAUGAAAUGACUGGAUAUGUAGCAACAAGAUGGUACAGAGCCCCAGAAAUUAUGUUAAACUGGAUGCACUAUAAUCAAACAGUUGACAUUUGGUCAGUGGGAUGCAUCAUGGCAGAGCUAUUGAAAGGCAAGGCUCUUUUUCCAGGAAAUGACUAUAUUGACCAACUAAAGAGAAUAAUGGAAGUUGUGGGAACACCCAGUUCUGAACUUCUCAAGAAAAUAUCAUCGGAACAUGCUAGAAAAUACAUUGAAUCUCUACCACAUAUGCCUCAACAGGAUUUGAAAGCAGUAUUUCGUGGUGCCAACCCUUUAGCUGUAGAUCUUCUUGAGAAGAUGCUUAUAUUAGACAGUGAUAAAAGAAUAACUGCCUCAGAAGCACUCGCACAUGCUUACUUUGUUCAGUAUCAUGAUCCUGAUGAUGAGCCUGAGGCCGAACUAUAUGAUGAGUCGAUAGAAAAUAAAGAACGAACCAUAGAUGAAUGGAAAGAGAUUACGUAUGAAGAAAUGAUUAGCUUUAAACCACCUGAUUUAAAAAUGGAUAGCCUGGAAAUAGAACAGUAAAUACAACCAGCUGUGUUUUGCCAUGCUGCACUAUCAAGACUGUUGAAAACAUAGCAUUACAAUUUAACCUAUAUUCCCAAGAGUAGAUUUCACUAUCCAAAGAUGUUGGAGAAGGAAUGGAAGAGCAGGUAAAUGAUACUGAAGUCAGAUGUUUUUUGCCUUGUACUAUGAAUGUAAUCACAGAACAUAAAAGGCGAUAAAGAACUGCUUCAUUCUGACAAAAUGAUGCACUGAGUUCUGUUUUGCUGGAUUUUUCUGCAUGUUUCAUUUUAUCGGUUGUAAUGCCAAAAAUGAAGGUAACUUUUUUAUUAUUUUGAAUAUACUUUUUUUGAAAUUGUACAUUUAAAGCAUGAAUGUGUGCAAACAUGAAAGUAGACGUCCAUACACGCAACCAGUUGUUUCCUGGCAUUACCCUAAUUUUAUCUGUUUUUUGUUUUUUAUUUAUAGCUAGUGCCUUUAAGAAAAAGAGGGCAUGGUAGUGAGUUAGACAUAAUAUGCAAAUGUAGUCAUAUCUGUGGUGGUCUUAUAAACAUAUUGGAUGUCUCUUGAGUGGUUUAACACCAGUUGGAAAUCAAUGAAUAAAUCUUUGUCAUGUUGCCAUUUAAAGUGUCUGUUCUCAUUAUUUUCCGUAUAGUCUUUAAAACUGCAGAGGAUAAGUUUUUGAGAGCAGUGUUUCUGUGUGAUGCUACUAUAGACUGUGUCAUCAGCGAAGAGUUAGUGAAUUUGCACAGAUUACAAGAAUUCAUGCCACAGACGCUUUGUGGAAUUUCUCUAGUUUUCCAGAAAUCUCACCAAAGAUACCACAGAUUGUAAUGUAGGGAUAAUGUGUUCAUUCAUUGAACUCAACAUCUCCCUACUCUCUUCUUUUCCUUCAGUCAAUCCAUGAGAGGCCAACGUAAUAAUUGAGAUGAAAAAACAAAGCAGGGAUAAGACUUAAGAAGAGUUUGGACAUUUGUGAAUAGCAAAAUAUCACCAUCUCAUUGGAAUUGCAUUUUAUGCAGUAUUUUAAAAGGCCCAAUGUCUCUGAAGAGUUAGACAAACUAAAUUUAAAGCUAAUUCAUAGCAGGAUAUAGCCGAUGCCAAGAUGUCUUAAAGAAUUAACCCUAUAAUCUCAUUUAUCCCCUGGAAGUGUAACCAUGAUAAAGGAACAUUAUUAUUAACAUCUUUUGGUCUGAGAUCCUCUGGUUAAUAUAUGGCCAUGUUUGUCUCAUUCCUUUGUGAUUCACAAUUGCAAAUACCAGUAGAUGCUGUCCAUUUUUUGUGUAAUUUGUCAUGCCAUGUCUCAUUCUGUCAGUGUCUCAUUUCGGGGGGUUGCUUGUUUUCAUAUUAAUGUUGUUACUUUGUUUUGCUGUGAUGACUUUGUCAUUAGUUUGGCUUGUACAGCUAUUCUAUCAGCUGAUGAAUUUGAAUACAUUUGUUUACUUUCUCUGUAUUUUUGCUGUUUGAUCUUUUUUCUUAAUA